This is a messenger RNA of Fusarium verticillioides 7600, 2190 nucleotides long. RefSeq lists its product as hypothetical. Bases 144 to 1853 code for a protein of 569 amino acids. The transcript is spliced from 3 exons. The record is from RefSeq and is a predicted model, not a curated record. Lineage: Eukaryota; Fungi; Ascomycota; Sordariomycetes; Hypocreales; Nectriaceae. Gene Ontology annotation, molecular function: metallocarboxypeptidase activity. Gene Ontology annotation, cellular component: fungal-type vacuole lumen.
CGAGGUGAGCUGACGAAACUCGCUUCUUGGUGACUGUGUUGGGAAUAGAGUGCCAAGAACGUCUUUCGUGUAGAUAAAGUAUAAGGAUGCUCUGACGCCAUGUACAAUGAUCUGAUUGCCAACCUCAAUUACACAACAUCAAGAUGAGAUUCACUGGUAUUUUCUGCACGGCUUUCGUGGCUGGUACUGCAAUUGCGUUUUCGCAUGAUGCGCAGCAUCGUCUUGGUAAGCAGAUCAAUAUCGCUGGCACAACAGACGCGAAUCCGAAAUGCAAUCUUCCGGCUCCGCUGAACCCCUCCAACGAUGGGCUUGAAAGUUCUCAUGAUUUAUUCUCAAGCAAGAAAGCGCUUCAAUUGAUGGUCAAGAAACAUCAAUCCCUCGUCCGCAUCCCUUCAAUCUGCUAUGACGACAUGGGAGACUUGGAUACAGAUGAUAGAUGGAAGCCCUUCAACGACAUUCCAAAGAUGCUCAAGAAGGCAUACCCUACCGUACAUAAACACAUCACCCCAGAAAAAGUCAACAAAUUCGGCCUCGUCUACACCCUCAAAGGCUCCGACCCAUCCCUCCAGCCAAUCCUCCUAGCAGGCCAUCAAGACGUCGUUCCCGUAGCCGACGGAACACUGCACGAAUGGGUCCACCCGCCCUUUGACGCGUUUUACAACGAAACAGACGGCUAUCUCUGGGGCCGCGGCGCCUCAGACGACAAAUCAGCCAUCACAGCACAGAUGUCUGCUCUAGAAGCACUCUUAUCCCAAAAGACGUAUAAGCCGCGCCGUACAGUCAUUCUAGCUUUUGGUUUCGAUGAAGAAUGCUCUGGUCAUCGUGGAGCCGGUCAUAUCUCGAAACAUCUGGAGGCGAGAUAUGGAGAGCAUGGCAUUGCUGCUAUUCUUGACGAAGGCGGUGCUGGGCUGCAAAAAAUGGGCGAUGUUUUGUACGCGCUGCCUGCUGUUUAUGAAAAAGGGUAUCUGGAUGUUUGGUUCAACGUUAGUGUCGUUGGCGGCCAUAGUUCAGUGCCAACACCGCAUACAGCGAUUGGCAUAAUGGCUGAGAUUGUUACUACCCUGGAACACAAUCCCUUCAAGCCCGAGAUCGCCAAGAACGGAGCUAUUCAUCAAUGCCUCGCUUGCUUUGCCGAGCAUUCGCCCCAUGUCUUUCCCGAUCUCACUAAGCUCGUCAACGGCGGUGAUUUACAGGGUGUUGCCAAGUUCUUGACUAAGUUGUCGCGCGACAUGCAGUACAUGGUUCAGACAUCACAGGCAAUUGAUGUUAUUUCCGGUGGUCAAAAGAUCAAUGCGCUGCCGGAGUUUGUGACGCUUGGUGUUAACCAUCGGUAUGCGCCGCAGGAUAGUAUUGGGAGCAUUCAGCAUCGGAUUGUGGGGUUGAUCAAGGAUAUUGCUGAGAGUCACAAACUUCGAGUUGAAGCUUUUGAGGAUGAUGCAGACUAUGAUGAGUAUCUUGCUGCUAACGAUCUCUCUCGCCAAUGCAACAAGGACGAAGAUCUCUGGCAACAAAAACACAAGGGUGUUCUGACAGUCGCAGCCAAGAAAAAGUCCUACAUAACACCUCAAUCACCAACAACUGGUCCAGUCUGGGAUAUCUUUGCAGGAACAGUACGACAUUCAUUCGCGCAAGAGGCAAAGACAGUAGUCGCAGCACCAGGAGCCAUGACAGGCAACACCGACACUCGCCAUUAUCUCAAUCUCUCCAAAAACAUCUACAGGUGGAGCCCUGGCAGCCUCAAGUCCUUCUCCAAUAUCCACGGCGUUAAUGAACGGCUAUUGAUGAGCGAGCAGAUGAACAUGGCCAAGUUUUACUAUGACUUCAUCCGUAAUUUCGAUAAGGCCAAUGUCUAGGGGGAAAGCCAUGUAAAUACGGAGUAGGAGACCAUAUUCAUUCACUGAUUAUUCUGUCGUAAUUCUUCCGUUCAUCUGAACUUGUUCCGUUCCGUUUCUUUCGCGCUGGGUUGGUGUCCACUCACCUGUUACAUCCGGCACUGAACCCCUGUGCGCAUCAUUUUCCACCAAUCACUUCAAUCGUCAACUUGCCAAGGCUUUGAGAUUAUCUCUGUCGAUUGAGUUUUGAGAAUUAAUUAGAAUCUACGAUUGACUUUACAAGGUCAAAAGCUAUACGAAAUAGAUAGUAUUAAACUCGUAUUCACCACUUAUAGUUAUAAACAACCUUAUAUCGAAA